AUGGCCACCCUUGCCGAGCCCUUUAUUGCUAGGCAGAAGUCCGAGAGAGAAAGCUUGUUAGGGCCCAAGCUUAUUCAAGCUAGGACCCAGGUCAUUGACAUUGUUCAGAAGCAAUUGCGCACCACUCAGAGCAGACAGAAGAGCUAUGUAGAUAAUCGAUGUUGUGACUUGGAAUUCGCGGUGGGCGAUCAUGUAUUCUUGAAGAUUUCACUUGUGAAGGGCUUGAUGAGGUUUGGGCAGAAGGGAAAGUUGGCGCCACUGUUUAUUAGGAUGUUCAAGACAUUGGAUCGUGUAGGAGCCAUAGCAUACUGCUUGGCAGUACCUAUUGCUUUGGCCAACAUUCACAAUGUCUUCCACAUAUCCAUGCUAAAGAAGUACAUGCCAGAUGAGUCACAUAUCGUCAACUGGGAAUGGGUUGAGCUCACCCAGGAUGCUUCCUACAUUAAGGAGCCUAUUUGUAUCCUGGAUCGCAAGGAGCAAGUAUUGCAGACGAAGACGAUACCGCUAGUCAAGGUCCUCUGGUUGUACUAA
Magnolia sinica is the source of this 531-nucleotide messenger RNA. RefSeq lists its product as uncharacterized. Bases 1 to 531 code for a protein of 176 amino acids. The transcript has a single exon. NCBI's taxonomy places the organism in Eukaryota, Viridiplantae, Streptophyta, Magnoliopsida, Magnoliales, Magnoliaceae. The record is from RefSeq and is a predicted model, not a curated record.